This is a messenger RNA of Oikopleura dioica, 1569 nucleotides long. Lineage: Eukaryota; Metazoa; Chordata; Appendicularia; Copelata; Oikopleuridae. The record is from the annotation of a GenBank genome assembly.
AUGACUGGCAACAUUGUCAGAACACACGAUCGCGAUGGAAUUUCUUCGAAAGAAAAAGAAAAGGACAUUCCGAUUCAUCCUGGAGAGCUCAAAUGUGAAGAGCCGAAACUGGCAACCGACUGGAGCGCACACGUAGAGCCAAUCAUGCCCCUUCGCUCGGAUCACUUCCUCAUCCCUGUCUUACCAUACGGCCCAAAUAACCAGCUCCGUGGCUUUCGCGAAACAAUCAUUUUGGCGAUCAAGCUCAAUCGCACCGUUGUGAUGCCGCCCUUUUACAAGCAUCGGUCGGACCCGUCGCCUGGCGAAAUUUCUUUUCCGUGGAGAAAAGUCGACGAAAACAUGCUGCGAAAAUUCAUCACCGUUGCUAGUGCUGAAAUGAUGGCGACUGCUUGUGGUGGGAAAUUUGAUGUUGCUCUGACGGCGAGGGAGGAAAGCUCCGAUGCAGCGGGAAAAGUCAAGAGGAUUCAGCAAUUGGAGACAUUUGCAGGGAUGAAAGCGUUCGAUGAAAACACCAAAUUUCUGAUGGACGAGAUUUUGGAAAUGGAGCAUGUUGAAUCAGCGAAAAAUGGAAUGAUGUUUCUACCCCUUGAAGCCGAAAAACUACAACAGGUGUAUCCAACGGACGAGAAAUGCGCCCUGUGGUUGUUCCCCUAUCGCAACAUCGAUCUUACCAAACUUCUGAUCAAGCGCAAACGAAAAAACGACAAAAACUUCGAUCCCGACAAUCCGGAGCGUCCCUCCGGCCAAGAUGACGACGCCGCUAUCAUUUCCAAUGUUAUGCAUUACUCGCCGAGGCCACAAUUUAUUCGCGACGCGGCGAGUGCUUUUGUUGCUGAUGUUAUAGGUACGUGGGAUAUGGUCGCAAUGCACUGGAGGUAUGACGAGAAAGACUUCAUGGUGCACUGCCAGAAAGGCGCUGGAAACACAGACAAGUGCGACCAACUGGCCGAUGUGGAUCCCCAAGUCGUUGCGAAGAAUUUGGCUAUUUACUCGAACUCGGUCAGAAGUUAUGGCCGCUACGAUGCAAAAAUUGUCUACAUAGCUGCUCCACCAUCUGAGCUCGAAUUAAUUCUAAAGUUGAAAGCCACGAUCGUUGAGAAGCUUAAUGUGAAGGUGUUCACUUUCGAAGAUGUUGACGGGUAUUUGAAGAAGAAAUUCGAGGGGUGCGCCCCGAUCAUGGAUUAUUAUCACGACUUUGUUUCUUUGGUCGAAAUGGAAAUUUGCUCUAAUGCCGGGAGUUUUGUCAGAUCAGACGCCUCGUCUUGGAGCAAGAAUAUUCAUCUGGAGCGCCUGGUUCGCAAGAAAACUCGUCACGAUAAGCCUAAUGAGAUUUUAAUUUCAGAUGACUGGACGCCGGAUUACUGGCACCCCAUCAACGAGCAUAUUUUGGAGUCUCUGGCAAAAAACGCGGAAGAAGAGGCAAAAAUCAACGCUGAGCGAGCUGAAGCUGGUUAUGCUGCGAGAAAUUUGGCUGAUUUGGCGAAAAAGGAACUAGAGGCGAGGAAGAACGGAAAAGUUGCUGGGAGAAAAGUUCAUGAUGAAAAUGAAAAACUUGCGCAUGAAAAAUAA